Molecule: messenger RNA, 2181 nt
Organism: Entamoeba invadens IP1
Lineage: Eukaryota; Evosea; Mastigamoebida; Endamoebidae
Product: phosphatidylinositol-4-phosphate 5-kinase, putative
Exons: 2
Coding region: 1-2181 (726 amino acids)
Biological process (GO): phosphatidylinositol metabolic process
Molecular function (GO): 1-phosphatidylinositol-3-phosphate 5-kinase activity
Source: RefSeq, a predicted model, not a curated record
AUGCAUGGCACCUUAUUGAAAAAAUUCCAAAUAGAUCCCGUUGUCAAUUUUCUUAACCUUCACGCAAUCACAAUUUCAGUUGACGAAACUCAGGACACAACCAAAAUUGACCCGGGAACAAUUGUCUGUAUCCUUCUUCAUUCCAACCAAAAAAUCCCAAAUUGUUCUCUUUAUAAUUACGUUAUAGUUCCAAAUAAUUAUUCAAUCAAAGACUUUCUCUCUCCUUUUUUGAACCAAAAACUGUGUCCACACUGCAACUCUCCGAUCUCGUUCCACAAAACGUCACUCAUCUUCUCAAAUUACAAGAUUGACGUCAAGACCGCACUCACAUCGACACCCGACAAAUCACUCAAUUUAGUCAGAUCGCGAUGUCUCAAAUGUCAAUUGUGUUCAGAAGCGUGGCCAAUUCGAAACAGUUUAUAUGACACACCACUUUCAGAACUAUUAAUUGGUCUUUCAAAAACGAAUUCGCUCGAACUCCCAAUGAUGCCGCCCUUUGCUUGCAAACAUGGACCAAACCAGAUCUUGGAAUUCACCGGAAAUGGAGUUGCAGUCCACAUCGAAGCGUCAAAGUAUUCACCCUUUCAAAUCUGCCGAGAUAAAUCGUGCGGAACGGCCGACGCCGAGAAGGAAAGUUAUUUCAGUGAAAUGACAAAAACGAUGGGGAAAAUGUCGAAAGAGAUUAUGGCAAUGCGAAAAAUCAUUCCAACUGUCCAAAAGUCCUUUGAGACACGGCACAAUCUCUACAACAUGCUGAAUGAGAUGGAAACAAAAUUUCUUGGGAAAAUUCUUGUCAAAAUCACGUUUUCUCAGCUUGUCAGAUUGCAAAAAGAGUUUUUUGUCGAAACGUCGAAGAUAUAUGAAAUAUUACAAGCGGAAAUUCCACCCGAAGUCUUCCGCAAGAAAUGCAAUGAAGUGAACAGUUUUAAGAGCGAAGAAAAGGAUUCCCCCGAUCGGCUUUUACCUUUCAAAACACCACAAGACUUAGUUAACACACGGCAGUCUUUUAAAGGUUCAAAAACACUUUUAAAUACUUCCAAUACGCUUGACAAAGCAAUCAAUCGGAAAGUGAUGGUUUUACAUGUUGAAGAAGAACAAAUGGACUUAUCGAUCAUGUGGGACGACACUUUGAUCUUUGAGAAGGACAAUUUGUUCAUCAAGUUAUCUUCUAAUGCGAUUCCGGUUUUAUUUUCGAUAUCACUUUUAAGCGAAUCGUAUCGAACAUUUUUAAAGUCAUUCAAGGUCACACCAAAGAGCACAUUUAGCGAAGACACUUUGGAAAGUAUAUUGACGAGUUCGACGACUCCACAUUUCGAUUUCAAAAUUAAUAAGACGGUGGGAGGACAAAGUGUAGUGUUGGAGUCUACUCUCUAUUUUGCACCACAAUUUCUGAUGUUGAGAAAUUUGUGUUAUGGGAAGUACCAUGCCGCAGACGUUGUUGACCAGAGCAAUACCUACGAAGACGAAUUUAUUAAAUCAAUUGCUUUUAUAUUAGAAACUACGACGUCUGGCGGUAAGAGUAAAAGCGACUUCUAUAAGAGUUACGACGAGCGGUUCUUAUUGAAAGAGAUGCAAACUGUUGAGCUUAAGGCGUUUUUGUUGAAUGGUCCCGGGUACUUUCGAUAUAUGAAAACCCACCACGAGAGUCUGUUAGUGCGCAACUUGGGAGUUUUCACGGCGGGAAUGAAAAUUGGGUCGACGAAAAUCGAGAAGAUCACAUUUCUAGUUAUGGAGAAUGUGUUUUAUGGGCAACACCCUAACAAAACGUAUGAUCUCAAAGGAACAUUGAAGAAACGGACCUUAGAUGAGGACGAAAUGAAAGUGGGGUUGGACGGGAAUUUAGUGAAUUCGCUUUCGAAGAAGCCGAUUGUAAUAGACAAAGCGAAAAAGGAAGAUAUGAUGGAUCUGAUCAUCGAAGACACUAAGAUGUUAGAAAAAGGGGAUAUUAUGGACUACUCUUUGAUUGUUGGGAGAGACGAAAUGACACAACAGAUAUGUGUGGGGAUUAUCGACUUCUUGAGGACAUUCACUUGGGACAAACAAAUUGAAAGCUUUGUCAAAAAGAUCAUUGCUCUUGGAGAAAGUCCCACUGUUAUCAACCCAGAACUGUAUAGAAAUAGGUUAUUAGGCUUUGUCAACUCAGUAUUCAUGGUUAUGCCUGAUGUUAAUUUCUUCGAUUAA